This is a messenger RNA of Aspergillus clavatus NRRL 1, 1389 nucleotides long. RefSeq names its product C78 family peptidase. The coding region runs from base 1 to 1389 and encodes 462 amino acids. The record is from RefSeq and is a predicted model, not a curated record. NCBI's taxonomy places the organism in Eukaryota, Fungi, Ascomycota, Eurotiomycetes, Eurotiales, Aspergillaceae. The transcript is spliced from 5 exons.
AUGGAUCUGCAGUACAGCUACAUCCCAAGUUGCCCUUUCUGCCCCUUUACUGAUCAAGAUGAUACAUUUGUUGCGGAGCAUAUCCAGUACUGCCACCCAGAAGAUACCUUCGAACGAUCCGAGACAUCAUACACCGAUCUCGCUACAGGCCAACAUCAAUCUUCCCCUAGAGAUCUAGGACCACAGGCCCUAUGCCACGGUGAAAUUAACAAGGAGCGCUCCCAUGCCUGCGGUGAGAUGAUCAAAACUGUUGAGCGUUCUCGUCAUCUCAACCCGAAUACUGCGCAAGAAGUUGCACCUGGCAAUACUUCAUCAGACCGAUUGAGAUCAUCGAACUGUGUUGGCAGAGUCAAAAUGCUAUAUGAUUCACAAUGCAAUUUCUGCCCCCUUAAUGCUGAGGAUCACGAAGAAACAUGUAAUGCGUCUGUUGAAGGGUGGCAGCGAGAGCAGAGACUCUCCCCCGGGCCGUCCUCAUCGAGGAGAGAUAGAAGACAGAAUCAGUCUUUGCCAGCUGCAGGCGCCGGCCGUGCAGAAUUGGGCCCCCACGCUCAUGAGAAGCGAAUGCCAUCAUGGCUUCGGAAAUUGCUAGAGCAGGGUGCACAUAAGGGGCAGUCGAAUACGAUCAAUUCUGACGGCACUCUUUCAAGGAGGGAGACGAUCGAAAACGAGGCCACCAACGUGAUCCCGGUGCUUGCACGGCUAUGCCAACAGGACCCAUCAGUGAAGCGAGCUUUCUUAUGUAAUCCCAAGACUCGACAAAUCACGAAGAUGGCCAGGGAAGGGAGCUUCUGUGGUUACCGGAAUAUUCAGAUGCUCAUAUCAUACAUCCAAGAAUCUCACGGUCCUGCUCAUGAGCAAUUUCCGACAUUACCAACCAUACUACAGCUACAGGAUAUGAUUGAAGAUGCGUGGGAUAUGGGAUUCAAUAGUGUUGGACGAGCUGAGACCGGGGGAAUUCGUGGCACUAGGAAGUACAUUGGCACACCGGAGGCACAAGCCGUCUUCCUGAGCCUUGGAGUACUAUGCGAAGCCGAAAGCAUUGGGGAAGCGAAAGAAUUGCGGGCCCACGACGCGUUAUAUGCGGCGGUUGCGGCGUAUUUCCGGCAAACAUGGUCCUUAAAUGAGGAUGAGAAGGUCGUUACGACACACUUACCCCCCAUCUACUUACAACAUCAAGGGCACUCGUUAACCAUUAUUGGCUUUGAGAUACGUGAUAACGGCAGUGCAAAUCUACUUGUCUUUGACCCAAUGUCCAAAAUCCCCCCAGCAGUGAGGUCUCCAAGCAAGCCGAGUGUCAUGACAUCUCCAGAUCAUGCAAAGAUCUUGAAAGCAUAUCGACGUGGUAGCUCUUAUUUUCAGAAAUACAAGACAUUUGAACUUCUCAAGUGA